AGAGUUGAGAGGAUAGCAAGAUGGCGGCUCCCAUGUGCGAGCUCUUCUCGCUCUGCAGAGACGCGGCGGCCGGGACACGGGUCGAGGUUCGGUUCAUCAGUAACGUGAAGGGGAAAGGACUCUUCGCCAGUACGGACAUAAGGAAAGGGGAGACCAUUUUUGUGGAGCAGCCAGUUGUUUCAGCACAGUUCCUCUGGAAUGCCUUAUACAAGUACAAAGCCUGUGAUUACUGUAUGAGGUCCCUGGAAACAGCUGAGGAGAACAGCCGCAGACUGUCGGCAAACCCCACUUUGAUCCUCCCGCACCCUGAACAGUGCAGCGUCCGGAAGGAGCUCCUGGAUACUUGCCCUGCCUGCAAGGAGCUGUACUGCAGCACUGAGUGCCGCCAGGCUGCAAUGAAGCAGUACCACCAGGUCCUGUGUCUUGGCCCCUCAAAAGAUGACCCUCAGCACCCCCUGAAUCAGCUGCAGGAAGCCUGGCGGAACAUGCACUACCCUCCAGAAACAGCCAGCAUUAUGCUGAUGGUUAGGAUGGUUGCCAUGGUGAAACAGGCUAAAGACAAGGCACGCUGGGUGAAGCUUUUCUCUCAGUUUUGCAGCCGAACAGCCAACGAGGAGGAGGAGAUCGUUCACAAACUGAUCGGCGACAAAUUCCAGGGUCAGUUGGAAACAUUACGGCAGCUCUUCACUAAAGCUCUCUAUGAGGACACCCUCAGCCAGUGGUUCACUCCUGAGGGAUUCCGCUCACUCUUCGCGUUGGUUGGAACCAAUGGGCAAGGCAUCGGGACCAGCUCCUUGAGUCAGUGGGUCCAUGGCUGUGAUGCACUCCAGCUUCCUGCACAGCUGAGGGAAGAGCUGGAUGCUUUCAUAGACCAGCUGUACAAAGACAUUGAGAAAGAGAGUGGGGAAUUCCUGAACUGCGAGGGAUCUGGCCUGUACGUGCUGCAAAGCUGCUGUAAUCAUAGCUGUGACCCCAAUGCUGAAACCUCCUUCCCAGAGAACAACUUCCUCCUUCACUUGACUGCGCUCCGAGAUAUCAAAGCAGGAGAGGAAGUGUGCAUCACGUACUUGGACUGCUGUCAGCGAGAUCGGAGCAGGCACACACGACACAGGAUCCUCCGGGAGAAUUAUCUGUUCGUCUGCUCCUGUCCCAAAUGUGUGGCUCAGGCCGCUGACCCUGACCUGACCUCAGACGAAGAAGAGGAGAUUGAAGCUGAUGCUGAGAGUGCUGAGCUGGAGGAUGAGAUGACCGAUGUGUAAGGCAGUGACUGGGCACAGGGUUCCACAGAAACACGGCUAUGCCAGAGGCCCUUUUCCAACAAUGCAAUAACCACCGCUAGACAUCAUUAUCACACACACAUAUACACACACACACACACACACACACACACACACACACACACACACACACACACACACACAGGAAA
This is a messenger RNA of Hemiscyllium ocellatum (epaulette shark), 1426 nucleotides long. It is a transcript of the gene smyd5, whose product is annotated as SMYD family member 5. Bases 21 to 1259 code for a protein of 412 amino acids. The record is from RefSeq and is a predicted model, not a curated record. The transcript has 13 exons. Gene Ontology annotation, molecular function: histone H4K20 methyltransferase activity; protein binding. Lineage: Eukaryota; Metazoa; Chordata; Chondrichthyes; Orectolobiformes; Hemiscylliidae.